Messenger RNA from Rhopilema esculentum, 3876 nucleotides. Its product is annotated as transcription elongation factor SPT5. Gene Ontology annotation, molecular function: protein binding; mRNA binding. Gene Ontology annotation, cellular component: DSIF complex. NCBI's taxonomy places the organism in Eukaryota, Metazoa, Cnidaria, Scyphozoa, Rhizostomeae, Rhizostomatidae. Gene Ontology annotation, biological process: transcription elongation-coupled chromatin remodeling; regulation of DNA-templated transcription elongation; regulation of transcription by RNA polymerase II. The record is from RefSeq and is a predicted model, not a curated record.
ACACAUUUUACAUGAGGUAGCUUAUCAGCCAUAUUGGUCUUGCUGAUUUUACUUUCGAGAAAACGUGUCUUCAGUUAUAAUCUUCUCUUAACCUGUAAAGACAAUGUCAGAUAACGAAGAGGAAUUCUCAGAUGAUGACAGAGGGGAAGAAGAACCAGAGGGGGAAGAUCUUGGUGAUGAAGAUUCUGAAGAUGAUGAGCUAGACGAUGAUGAAUAUGAUGAGGAGGAUGAAGAGGAAUAUGAAGGAAGGAACAAAAAGAGAAAGAAACCAAGUCAUGGUGGCUUUAUCAUUGAUGAAGCAGAUGUGGAUGAUGAUAAUGAAGAUGAUGCGAUUGAUGCUGAAGAUGGCUAUGUUGAUAACAGCAACAUUGAUGAUAGCUCUAACCUUAGUGGAGAAGAUGUUCAUGGUGCUCGCAGACUGACCAAUCUCUGGAAACAGGAAACAGUCGAAGAUAUUGCAGAGUAUUUCAAACGUAAAUAUGCCGCCACAGAAAGCUACCCAGAUGGUAAUUACGAAACUCCUGAAGACAUCGAGCAGCAGGGGUUACUGCCUGGUGUGAAAGACCCAAGUCUUUGGAUGGUUCGAUGUCGAAUUGGAGAAGAAAAGCAGACAGUCAUUGCACUGAUGCGUAAAGCUCUGGCAUUGGAAAACACAGAAAAUGCAAUACAAAUCAAGUCUGCAGUUGCUCCAGAAGGACUAAAGGGGUACAUCUACAUCGAGGCCUACAAACAGAGUCAUCUCAAAAACGCGAUUGAUGGCUUUGGUGCUUUGAAGAUGGGGAUUUGGAAGCAACAGAUGGUCCCUAUUGGAGAAAUGGCUGAUGUGCUUAAAGUCGUAAAAGAUGUUGUGCAGGUUAAACCCAAAUCUUGGGUUCGAUGUAAAAGAGGGAUAUACAAAGAUGAUAUAGCUCAGGUUGAUUUCGUAAACACAGCACGUAACCAGGUCACAAUCAAACUUAUACCAAGAAUAGACUACAAUCAAAUGCGAGGUGCAAUGAAGUCAGUAAACGAGCAAGCUGAGAAGCGGAAAAGACGAAGAAGACCUCCGCAGAAAUGGUUUGACCCAGAUGCCAUCAGGGAGAUUGGUGGCGAAAUUACUCAGGAUGGUGAUUUCUUUAUCUUCGAAUCUAAUCGAUACAGAAAUGGUUUUCUGUAUAAAAAUAUUGCAAUGUCAGGAGUGAUAAUCGAAGGCGUCAAACCAACACUAAGUGAACUUGAGAAAUUUGAAACAUCAAUCGAUGAUGCUGAAUUAGAGCUGACUGGGAAGAAAAAAGCAGAGGAGGCAACCCAUAGUUUCGCGCCUGGUGACAUGGUUGAAGUAAUCGAAGGAGAACUGAUUCAUCUGCAAGGGAAGGUUUUGACGGUCGAUGGAAAUGCGAUAACCAUUAUGCCGAAACAUGAAGACCUCAAGGAUCCGUUGGAGUUUCCUGCAAAUGAGUUGCAAAAACAUUUCAAAGUUGGUGAUCAUGUCAAAGUAAUUGCUGGACGAUAUGAAGGCGACACAGGGUUGAUCAUCAGGGUGGAAGAUAAUGCAGCCGUUCUCUUCUCAGACCUAACCAUGCACGAGUUGAAAGCAAAACCUGACGAUUUGCAGCUGUGUACUGACGUCAGCAGUGGGGUCGAUUCUCUGGGGCAACAUCAGUGGGGGGAUCUGGUACAGCUUGACCCACAGACUGUUGGUACGAUCGUCCGUUUAGAGAGAGAAACGAUUUCCAUUCUCAAUCAGCAUGGCAAGGUAGUACAAGUGAAGCCCCAAGCUGUAAGUAAAAGAAAAGACCGAAAUGCGGUGGCUCUUGAUUCUGAACAGAAUUCGAUUCAAGUUCGAGAUAUUGUUAAGGUCAAUGAUGGCCCAAAAGCUGGCAUGCAAGGAGAAAUCAAACAUCUUUACCGUGGAUUUGCCUUUAUUUCAUCCAAGCUGAUACUUGAAAAUGGUGGCAUAUUUGUUGUAAAGACCAAGAAUCUUGUUCUAGCGGGAGGAGGCAAGGCUGCUACUAACUCACUUGGUGGCCUAAGUGGAGGCUUUGCACCGAUGUCGCCUAGGAGUCAGAGCCCUGCUAGAGACGGAGGAGGAGGUGGAGGUGGAGGUGGUGGUGGUGGCGGUGGUGUUGGUCGUGGAAGAGGUGGUGGAAUGGGAGGCGGAGGAAGAGGGCGUGGAUACAGAGACAAUACCGUCAUUGGUCAAACGGUCAGGAUUGCCAAAGGCCCUUUCAAAGGCUAUAUUGGAAUUGUCAAGGAUGCAACUGAAACACUUGCUCGAGUUGAGCUUCACACGAACUGCAAAACAAUUUCUGUUGAUCGAUCAAGAUUAGCGAUAGUCAGCGGGCAGAGCAAAGGCGGAGGUGUCACUGCGUAUGGUCAUACUCCAUUAUACGGAUCACAAACUCCAAUGUAUGGUGCACAGACACCACAGCAUGGCUCAAGAACUCCUAUGUACGGUAGCCAGACUCCAGUUCAUGAUGGUAGCCGUACGCCUCGUUAUGGGUCACAGACUCCUAUUCACGACCCAUCUAGAACUCCGUUGCAUGAUCCUUCAAGAACGCCAUCCCAUGAUCCUUCGAGAACGCCUUCCCAUGAUCCAUCAAGGACGCCUUCCCAUGACCCUUCGCGUACUCCUUCUCACGUGGGCCAUGGUGGGGCAUGGGAUCCUACGCAGCCCAAUACCCCAGCCAGGCCUAAUGAAGAUUUUGAGUAUACUUUUGACACAGUUAAUCCGUCACCGAGUUUUGGAAGUACCCCAAGCCCAGCAACCCCUAGUGGGUACACGGGGCCGUACACCCCAGGCACUCCAGCUCACAAUAUUUACGGCAGUGACUCGUACUCGCCCAUGCAACAGACACCAUCGCCAAUGCUGGGGACUCCGAUGACCCCAGGAAGUGGACUUAUACCCCUGUCCCCAAUGACUCCUGGCGCCCCGUACGAAGAAGCACCUACAAACAAGACCGUAUUCUCCACAGAUGUUGAGGUAGAAAUUCCGGAUGAUUAUGAGGAUCAAAGAUUUGCUAACAAACUUGGAGUGAUUCGCCAGAUUUCUGGAGAUACCUGCUCUGUGUUUAUUUACAGUGAGAGGGACACAAUACCUGUCAAAAUGACCGUUCUGAAACUUGUCUCACCAAACAAAAAAGACAGGGUUAAGAUCCUGGCUGGUGAUGACAAAGACAUGACAGGCGUGCUUAUCAAUAUAGACGAGCUAGAUGGAAUUUUGAAAAUGGACAAAGGCGAACAUGGCCUAAAGAUCUUCCAGCUCUCUCUGCUUGGGAAGUAUGUUCCUACAGAUUAGAGAAAGUUUUGAAGUAAAAGAAACAUGCAGCAAUAUUUUGCAUUUAUUUUUUGCAGUAAUGAGUAUAGAGACAUUCUAGACAUUUGUCGUUAAAAUUUUGUGUAAGAGAUCUGGAAAUAGUUUGGAAGUUAACAACUACCCAAUAAGAAAGCGUCUCAGUGGUAUCACGCUUACUGAUUGGCCAAUUGUUGAUGGACAGAUGUCUUAAGCCAAUUGCCAAUAAUUUAAAGCGAGUCUGAUCGUAUUAAGCAUCUUUAAAAAAGACAUGGUAACAAUCCUGUCGAUCGAUUCCUUAUAAUCUCCAGGACAGUGUCCUUUAAGUAAUACGUCGUGAGUUCCAGUCAGGGUUUCCAUGUUUUGUCACGAAAAUUAAUUAUUUUGAAAAUUAGCAAUUUUGGUGUUUACUUUUUGUAUCAAUUUUAUGAUCCAAUAGCAACUUCUUGCCAUCCCUAUGGUAGGUGUAUCUGAUAAUUUCAUUUUGAUAUUUACCUUUUCCAUUUGAAUUUUAAACCCGUAAUUAUUCUGGUCUAUUUUUCCGACAAAUACCUGACAAUUAAAUGCUUUUUUGAAUCACAAGAACAAGUUUGUCAGUUAGAAAA